Effrenium voratum is the source of this 828-nucleotide messenger RNA. The record is from the annotation of a GenBank genome assembly. NCBI's taxonomy places the organism in Eukaryota, Dinophyceae, Suessiales, Symbiodiniaceae.
AGUAGGUUGACCCGGCUUUCGGUUUCAACCGCGCGUGGCGCUGAUCCUUCGGAUGGGGAACACCAACGUGGCUUCCUGCCACAGCUGCCACCAGCGAUGUGAGAACGUGGCCAUCGAGUACGCAGGGGUGGACCUCUACGCGCUCACAGGCAGCCAUCCUGAUGGGGACCUGCACGGCAGCGAGGCGAUGCUGACUCACAAGAUGCUGGUGGCGGCGAAAGAGGGCAAGGAGGACGAACUGCACCAGCUCCUUUUGCAUGGCCUUUGCGUGGACAAGAGGCGGCCCUUCUUCAUGAAGCGCGAGUCCGAGGACGUGAAGCCGGAAAGCUUCAGACCCGUGCGCCGGCAGCUGGGGAUGUCCGCGCUGAUGUAUGCAGCCCAGGGCGGGUAUGCGAAAUGCUGCCUCCAGCUAUUGGCAGCCAAUGCGGAUCCCAACGCAGAGGAUGAGGACGGCAUGCGGCCCCUGCACUUCGCUGCCACGUCGGGGGACAUGGCAGUCUGCGAAGUGCUGAUCCAGCACCGCGCGGACGUUGGGGCAAAAGCGGAUGAUGAGAAGACGGCUUUUGACUUAGUGCCGAGGGACGCGUUCCCGUCCGCACGGCACCAGCAGCGCUGGCUGGAGCUGCUGAAGGAAAGCCAGUCCGAUUCGGCCAAUCAGGAUCCUCAGGCUGAAGAUGGCAGCGCGAAUCCAGCGGAAGAUGCUCAGGAGCCUGCGGACACAAACUGGGGCUGAGCAAACUGCGAGAAUGCGGAGGCUUUGCAGCGGAGACACGUCGCUCCCCAGCCAGAGACUUGCUCCGAAGGAUGGGAAACCACGCCUGACAUGGC